AUGGCUGACCGCAGGGCAUUGUGGGAGGCGCGGGAAGCAAGAUGGGGCGUGGAGGAGGACACACGUGACACCAGGAUUCUGAUGGACGGGGACGGCUUGGACAAGAACUUCCAGCCAGUUCUGGACCACAACAAGAAGAGGGGCAAAGAGUUCGCUACCAUGGCGGACCGAGACCCGAACCACAUCAAUGCGCGCCUAAAGGUGGACUUCGAUGACGUCAUCGCCGAGCCACAGUCCGUAAGGAGUUUCGACAAAGUGUGGAUCUUUAGCCACGCCCUCUUCCACCUGGUCAGGUUCCUCUUCUACCGAGUCAUCAGCGUCCUGCUGCCGUGCCGGUGGGCCUUCAUCCUCGGCCUCUUCUUCGCCGUGCUCGGCCUCGUCCACGUCUGGUAG
Molecule: messenger RNA, 393 nt
Organism: Nerophis ophidion (straightnose pipefish)
Lineage: Eukaryota; Metazoa; Chordata; Actinopteri; Syngnathiformes; Syngnathidae
Gene: cav2
Product: caveolin 2
Exons: 3
Coding region: 1-393 (130 amino acids)
Biological process (GO): caveola assembly; negative regulation of endothelial cell proliferation; insulin receptor signaling pathway
Cellular component (GO): Golgi apparatus; perinuclear region of cytoplasm; cytoplasmic vesicle
Molecular function (GO): molecular adaptor activity; protein kinase binding
Source: RefSeq, a predicted model, not a curated record